Messenger RNA from Saccharomycodes ludwigii, 1272 nucleotides. It is a transcript of the gene JHD1, whose product is annotated as [Histone H3]-lysine-36 demethylase. Bases 1 to 1272 code for a protein of 423 amino acids. Gene Ontology annotation, molecular function: transcription coregulator activity; histone demethylase activity. NCBI's taxonomy places the organism in Eukaryota, Fungi, Ascomycota, Saccharomycetes, Saccharomycodales, Saccharomycodaceae. The transcript has a single exon. Gene Ontology annotation, biological process: regulation of transcription by RNA polymerase II; protein demethylation. The record is from RefSeq and is a predicted model, not a curated record.
AUGUCACCAAGAUUACGUGAUACUUGUUAUUCUAGUAAAAACCAACAAGAUGCUAAUAAGUUAUUAUCAAAAACUAUAGAAGAAGCAAAUAAUGUUAACGAUAACAGCAUUGCUGUUCCUCCUAUCAAAAAAAGGAUACUAAGACGAAAACCUAAAAUUGAUUACGUUGCAUUGAAUGAUGGUGAAGGUAAAAGGGCUUUAGAUAAACACCCAUUCAUGGAUAAAUUUAUAGAGACCUUUAAUAACACUAUGGUACUGAAUGAAGAUGAUAAUAAAAAAUAUUUUUUAACCAAUAAACAAUUUACAGACAGAUACUAUGAAAUUGAUUAUCCUGUUAAAAUUUUAGAUUAUAAGAAUAGUGGGAUGUCUAUUGAAAUCAUAGAUAAUGGUUCUAAAAGCAAGCAAGUUACAUUUGAUACAAUCUGCGAAGCAUUGGGAUUAGAAAACAACAUACCAGUCAUGGAUGUGUUGACCCAAGAAAAUGAAACUUGGAAGAUAAAAGACUGGGUUAAUUAUUACCAUGAUGGCAUAUCAUCCAUUUCUAAUAGAAACACAAGGUUGAAAAAUGUAAUAUCUUUAGAAAUCAGUGAUGUUCCUACCAUUAAGGUUACUAGACCAAAAAUCGUGGAAAACAAAGAUCUAGUAGAUGUAAUAUGGAAUAAUACAGAUAAAAAGCCUAAGAUCAAAAAAUAUUUUUUGGCAGGCGUAGAGAACUCUUUUACUGAUUAUCACUUAGACUUUGCGGGGACAAACGUGUACUACCACAUUAUAGGAGGUGAGAAAUGGUUUUCUUUAUACCCAAUGACACCAGAAAAUGUGGAAAAAUAUGUUGAGUGGAAUAAUUCCUCUUUGCAACAAAAUGAAAAUUUUUUGGGUGAUUUGUUAGUCGAUGGGAAAAGUUUUAAACUGAGUGGCGGGGACUUGUUCAUGAUUCCUAGUGGUUAUAUACACGCUGUUUUUACACCCAAGCCCACCUAUGUUAUUGGUGGUAAUUUUUUAACAUUGAGAGAUUUAGACAAACAUUUGGCUGUAGUUGAUAUUGAAAAUGAAUUAAAAAUACCAAGGAAGUACAGAUUUCCCGAUUUUAACAAAGUGAUGUGGCUGACAUGUGAAUAUUUGCUAUCAGAAAAUAGUGUAUCCAAUGGAGUUACCAAUAAGGAAACAUUAGGGAAGUUGUACAGAUAUUUAUUACAGGUGGAGAAGGAGACUAUUAAGACAUUUCCAAUGAGAAAAAAAAGGGAAUUGUUAAAGCAAUUAAAGGAAAGAAUAUAA